Messenger RNA from Arabidopsis lyrata subsp. lyrata, 2678 nucleotides. Its product is annotated as cyclin-T1-5. Gene Ontology annotation, molecular function: cyclin-dependent protein serine/threonine kinase activator activity. Gene Ontology annotation, biological process: positive regulation of DNA-templated transcription, elongation; regulation of transcription by RNA polymerase II. NCBI's taxonomy places the organism in Eukaryota, Viridiplantae, Streptophyta, Magnoliopsida, Brassicales, Brassicaceae. The record is from RefSeq and is a predicted model, not a curated record. Bases 208 to 1941 code for a protein of 577 amino acids. The transcript has 7 exons. Gene Ontology annotation, cellular component: nucleus; cyclin/CDK positive transcription elongation factor complex.
AAAAGUGAAUCUGGUCUCUCAGCUUUUAAUAUCAGAACUCUCGAUUACUUCCUAUCCGCUUUUCUUCUUCUUCUUCUCGCGACUCUCUAGGGUUAGGGUUUGUUGAAUUUCACGCGUUAUUCUUCUUCGUCUUCUACAAUUCGCGACUAGAGAAGUUAAUUCCAUUGAAGGUAAGGUUGGGAUAGUUUUUGGUUUUAGAAGAUACUAAUGGCUGGAGUACUAGCUGGGGAAUGUUCUUACAGUGAGAGUGGAGUUUCAUCACACUCAAGGAAUUCUCAUGAAAAGCAAGAAGAGGUUUCCCGCUGGUAUUUCGGAAGAAAAGAAAUAGAAGAGAAUUCACCGUCAAGGUUAGAUGGUAUUGACUUAAAGAAGGAAACGUACCUCCGCAAAUCCUACUGUACGUUUUUGCAGGACUUGGGCAUGAGAUUGAAAGUUCCCCAGGUUACAAUAGCUACAGCGAUAAUCUUCUGUCAUCGAUUCUUCUUUCGCCAAUCACAUGCAAAGAAUGACAGAAGGACUAUUGCAACUGUAUGCAUGUUCCUUGCUGGAAAGGUUGAGGAAACCCCACGGCCCUUGAAAGAUGUUAUUUUUGUCUCCUAUGAGAUAAUAAACAAGAAGGAUCCUGGUGCUUCACAGAAAAUCAAGCAAAAGGAAGUAUAUGAGCAACAAAAAGAGCUUAUAUUAAACGGAGAAAAAAUUGUUCUUUCUACUUUAGGCUUUGACCUCAAUGUUCAUCAUCCUUAUAAACCCCUUGUAGAAGCUAUAAAGAAAUUUAAGGUUGCACAGAAUGCUCUCGCCCAAGUUGCAUGGAAUUUUGUUAAUGAUGGUCUUCGGACAUCUCUCUGCCUGCAAUUUAAGCCUCAUCAUAUUGCGGCUGGUGCAAUAUUUCUUGCGGCCAAGUUCCUUAAAGUGAAGUUACCAUCAGAUGGGGAGAAGGUUUGGUGGCAAGAAUUUGACGUCACACCCCGACAAUUGGAGGAUGUUAGCAACCAAAUGCUUGAGCUUUAUGAGCAAAACCGUGUCCCUGCAUCUCAAGUAAGCGAAGUCGAAAGUAGUGUAGGUGGAGGGUCAGCUCAGCGGCCAGGCUCCAGAAAUGCAGUUUCAACCGAUGAGCAUGUUGGUUCUAGGCAAACAUCAGUACGUUCAACCCAUGAAAAUUCAAAUUCUGAUAAUCAUUCAUCGAAAGGAGUAUUGAAUCAGAAUAAUGAAAAUGGGGCUGGUGAGGCAGCUAAUGUCAGUGUCGAUCACAAAGAGGAGAUAGAGAGAGAAACAAAAGAAAGCAGCCUACAUCCUGAAAGUCAUCCACCCCAUAAGGACAAUGUAAGAGAAGCCCCCCAUAACUCUAGACCUUUAGUUGAGGGACCUGCGAAAGACAACUCAGAAAGAGAGGGUGGAGAGAUUCAAGAUGAUGGUGCUGUUCAUAAAUCUAGAAAUGUUGAUGUGGGUGAUGCCCCAAUCAGCCAAUCGCCAAAAGACUUAAAAUUGCUUCGAGAUAAGGUGAAGGCUAAACGAGAGAAAGCUAAAAAGUUACUAGGUGAAAGGACGAGGAAAAAGGAUUUGAUGGAUGAGGAUGAUUUGAUUGAAAGAGAAUUGGAAGAUGUGGAACUAGCUGUUGAGGAUGAAAAGACGAAGGAAAGGAAAGUAGAGAACAGGCCAAAAACCGAGAACUCUGAUCUCAUGGGUACAGAACAUGGUGAGAUUCUAGAUGUUAAAGGAGAAGUCAAAAAUACAGAGGAAGGCGAAAUGGUAAACGAUGUGUCCCCGAUGAUGCAUAGCAGAAAGAGAAAAAUGGGAAGCCCUCCUGAAAAGCAGUCAGAAGGAAAGAGACGCCACAAUAGUGAGAAUGGUGAAGAAGGCCACCACAACAAAACGAGCAGAGGUAGUAGUCAUCAUGGUGAUAGAGAGCACAGAAGACACUCACAAGAGAAUAACCAUUCAUAAGAAGAGGUAAUGAUUAUUAAAACUGCUACUCUUUAUAUUCCAUCUUAUGGUCUUUUUAAUAAAGACCUUUGGCACUUUGAUGCCCCAACCAUGUGAACUUGACUUCUGCAUGGGUCGGUUCAGUCGUUGGAACCAAUGCUCAGUGUAUUUUAUGUUGAUUAUAUAUCUCUAUUUGUGGCAUUUUUGCACAAUCCAACGGCUUGAACGAGGACUCAUCAUCCUAAAAGGAUGUUGAGAAGCCUAAUUAGGUUUUCUUUCCAAUAAAGUACUCCAUGCUAGGGAAUUUAACGUAUGCAUUAUCACCUGCUUUUUUUUUUUUGCUACUCUAAAGCCAGGCAACGGUUUGAUUCCACUAGGCAACUUCAUACUUGCAUUUCUAUUUUUAUUUUUUUUGUGCGCAAGUUUCAUACUUUCAUUUGAUUCCGGUAGGCAACUUCAUACUUUCAAUUUUUUUUUUUUUUUGUUCGCAAGUUUCAUACUUUCACUUGCUUCCAUUUUCUAGUAUACAUCUCAUUAGGAAAAAAGUUUCCUCCACUAUGGUCAUAGGAAGUAUAGAUUGUGGUUAAGUCAGCUUCACCCUUGAUAACUUUUUUGUUACAGCAGUGUUUUACAUUAAUGUGUCUUCUCCAGAAUUUUGUUAUUACAAUGUCUUUCUAAGUUAUAUACAAUGUAAAAGAGAAAUCUUGUACGGUAUUGAAGUGAAUUUUAUGUACUUGAAUGAAUUAUGUUCUUAUGUA